Messenger RNA from Huiozyma naganishii CBS 8797, 1056 nucleotides. RefSeq names its product Erv41p (gene ERV41). Gene Ontology annotation, cellular component: COPII-coated ER to Golgi transport vesicle; Golgi membrane; endoplasmic reticulum. Gene Ontology annotation, biological process: endoplasmic reticulum to Golgi vesicle-mediated transport; retrograde vesicle-mediated transport, Golgi to endoplasmic reticulum. Lineage: Eukaryota; Fungi; Ascomycota; Saccharomycetes; Saccharomycetales; Saccharomycetaceae. The record is from RefSeq and is a predicted model, not a curated record. Bases 1 to 1056 code for a protein of 351 amino acids. The transcript has a single exon.
AUGAAUAUAUUAACAGCCAAAACGGAGGAACAGUAUAAGCAGAAGUCGUCUAAGGGGGGACUGACAUCCAUCCUAACGUAUCUGUUUCUGAUAUUUAUUGCCUAUAGUGAGUUUGGGAGUUAUUUUGGAGGGUACCUUGAUCAGCAGUACAUCGUUGACUCUGAAUUGCGAGAAGAUGUAGAGCUGAACUUGGAUGUUUUUGUUCACAUGCCGUGCGAUUUUAUCCAUGUAAAUGUGAGAGACUCCACGUUUGACCGGAAGAUUGUUUCUGAGGAACUGAAGUUUGAAGACAUGCCCUUCUUUAUACCUUACGACACCAAAGUGAAUGAUAUUCCAGAGAUAAUUACUCCAGAAAUGGAUGAAAUUCUCGGUGAGGCUAUCCCAGCAAGUUUUAGAGAAAAGGUGGAUAUGAGACUGUACUACGACGAGAAUGACCCCGACACUCAUCACCAUCUGCCAGAAUUCAACGGCUGUCAUAUUUUUGGGUCUAUCCCUGUCAAUCGUGUUAGAGGUGAGUUCCAAAUCACUGCUAAGGGAUUAGGCUAUAGAGAUAUGAAUGCUGCCCCCAAGGAAAAGAUAAACUUUGCGCAUGUGAUAAACGAGUGGUCAUUUGGUGACUUUUAUCCAUAUAUCGAUAAUCCUUUGGACGCCACCGCGAAGUUUGAUAAAGAUGACCCUCUUACCGCCUUCGUGUACUAUCUUUCAGUGGUUCCCACCAUCUAUCAAAAGCUUGGUGCUGAAGUUGAUACCAACCAGUAUUCUGUCAGUGAGUACCGUUUCAAUAGUACUGAUAAGACUUUCAGAGACACUGGGUACGUUCCUGGCAUCUUUUUUAGAUAUAAUUUUGAAAGUUUGUCCAUUGUGAUGACCGAUAGGAGGUUGUCUUUUCUGCAGUUUAUUGUUAGACUUGUUGCCAUCAUGUCGUUUGCCGUAUACAUUGCUUCAUGGAUAUUCAUUUUAACAGAUACUCUAUUGGUAUAUUUUAUGGGACCAAAAUGGUCAUUGCGUUACCAGCCUGAAGUUCAAUCCCACGGUAUAUUAGAGGGCAAAAGAUAG